UAUAUUGCAUAACGACGAAUGGACGCUAGCUGUAGCAUUUAGCUGAGUAAUGAGCGAGCUGAAAGCGGAGGACAAGGCGUAAGGCUGUACUCGGGCUCGGUGGUUGCCGUGCGGAUGUCGCUGCGGCGCUGCUCGGCUCGGUCCGGCACUCCGGCGGUGCUGGAGCCGGCAGCGGGCAGGGAGCUGUUCGAGGCCUGCCGAAGCGGAGAACUGGAGCGGGUCAAGAAACUACUCACUGCCGAGAAUGUGAACAGCAGAGACACCGCGGGCCGCAAGUCCACCCCGCUGCACUUCGCCGCCGGAUUUGGCCGUAGAGAUGUAGUGAGCUAUCUGCUGCAACAUGGAGCUAACGUUUAUGCACGGGAUGAUGGUGGCCUCAUCUCGCUCCACAACGCCUGCUCGUUUGGCCAUGCUGAGGUAGUCAACCUGCUGCUACAGCACGGAGCAGACCCUAACUCCAGAGACAACUGGAACUACACCCCUCUCCAUGAGGCAGCUAUCAAGGGCAAGAUCGACGUCUGCAUCGUUCUGCUGCAGCAUGGAGCUGAACCGAGCAUCAGAAACACAGACGGGAGGACGGCCCUGGACCUAGCCGAGGCCUCCACUAAGGCAGUCCUGACCGGGGAGUACAGAAAAGACGAACUUCUCGAGAGUGCAAGGAGUGGAAACGAGGAGAAGCUGAUGAGCCUGCUCACUCCUUUGAACGUGAACUGUCACGCCAGUGAUGGACGAAAGUCAACCCCCCUGCAUCUGGCCGCAGGCUACAAUCGGGUGAAGACAGUGCAGCUGUUGUUGCAGCAUGGCGCUGACGUCCACGCUAAAGACAAAGGUGAUCUGGUGCCUCUCCAUAACGCCUGCUCAUACGGCCAUUACGAGGUGACUGAACUACUCAUAAAGCAUGGUGCGUGCGUUAACGCAACGGAUCUGUGGCAGUUCACGCCGCUGCAUGAGGCGGCUUCCAAGAACCGCGUGGAGGUGUGUUCGCUCCUGCUGAGCCACGGAGCCGACCCCACCUUCCUGAACUGCCACAACAAGAGCGCCAUCGACCUGGCACCUACUGCGCUCCUCAAAGAUCGCUUGGCCUAUGAAUUCAGAGGUUACGCACUACUUCAGGCAGCACGUGAGGCCGAUCUCUUCCGCCUUAAAAAACACCUCUCGCUGGAGACCAUCAACUUCAAACAUCCCCAAACCCAUGAGACAGCUCUGCACUGCGUGUCCGUGUCACCUUAUCCUAAGAGGAAGCAAGUGUGCGAGAUUCUGCUGAGGAAGGGCGCCAAUAUAAACGACAAGACAAAAGACCUCCUGACGCCGCUGCAUCUCGCUGCUGAGAAGUCCCACAAUGACAUCAUUGAACUGUUAGUGAAGCAUGAAGCCAAAGUCAAUGUGGUGGACAAUCAGGGGCAGACGCCACUGCACAGGGCCGCUCAGUGCGGACAUCUGCAGAGCUGCAGGCUGCUAAUGAGCGCUGGCUCGGACCCGCUCAUCACCUCACUGCAGGGCUUCACACCCUCCCAGCUCUCCAACGACUCUAUCCAGGACAUACUGCAGGAAGGAGUGCUGGCAGGGAAUUUGGACACAGACAGGCAGCUCCUGGAGGCCUCCAAGUCAGGAGACCUGGAGACUGUAAAGAAGAUGUGCACGCUACAGAACGUGAACUGCAGGGACGCAGAGGGACGUCAGUCCACACCGCUGCACUUUGCAGCUGGAUACAACCGCGUGGCAGUGGUGGAGUACCUGCUGCAGCACGGUGCUGACGUACACGCUAAAGACAAAGGAGGCCUGGUUCCGUUACAUAACGCGUGCUCAUACGGACACUACGAGGUGGCAGAGCUGCUGGUGAUACACGGUGCUGUGAUUAACGUGGCCGACCUGUGGAAGUUUACGCCGUUGCACGAGGCUGCUGCAAAGGGCAAGUACGAAAUCUGCAAACUACUGCUUCAGCAUGGCGCAGAUCCCACCAAGAAGAAUCGUGAUGGGAACACACCUCUGGACCUGGUUAAGGAGGGGGACACAGACAUCCAAGAUCUGUUGAGGGGAGACACGGCACUACUGGAUGCUGCCAAGAAAGGUUGUCUGAGCCGGGUGAAAAAGCUUUGUAGCCCAGGGAAUGUCAACUGCAGGGACACACAUGGACGCCACUCCACACCGCUCCAUCUGGCAGCUGGUUAUAAUAACCUGGAGGUGGCGGAGUAUUUACUGCAGCAUGGCGCAGAGGUGAACUCGCAGGACAAAGGAGGUCUUAUUCCUUUACAUAAUGCUGCUUCCUAUGGGCACGUGGACGUGGCUGCAUUGCUCAUCAAGUACAACGCAUGCGUCAAUGCCACUGAUAAGUGGGCGUUCACGCCGCUGCAUGAGGCUGCUCAGAAAGGGAGGACACAGCUGUGUGCUCUGCUGCUUGCACACGGUGCCGAUCCUACGCUACGCAACCAGGAAGGCCAGUCGCCGCUGGACCUUGUGACGGCCGAUGAUGUCCGUGCCUUGCUGACCGCAGCCAUGCCUCCGUCUGCAUUGCCAGCCUGUUACAAGCCGCAGUUCAUCAGCGUGUCAGCCUCUGACCUCUCCUCUGGUUCUGGCUCCGCCCCCCAGCUCCCCGCCUCUGGCCUGGAGUCACAGGAUGGCCACUUGCCAGAGCUGCCAGGGCCGUCAGGAGCCGAGGGAGCUGUGGGAGUGGAAAAAACCGAGGAGGGUGCAGCCUUGGAAUUGAGUAUCAACCAGUUUCUUCAUAAACUUGGAUUGGAACAUCUUCUGGAGAUCUUUGACCAGGAACAGAUAACUCUGGACGUGCUGGUGGAAAUGGGGCACAAAGAGCUGAAGGAGAUCGGCAUCAACGCUUACGGCCACAGACACAAGAUCAUCAAAGGAGUGGACAGGUUCAUUACCGGACCUCAGAGUUUGAAUCCCUAUUUAACUCUGAACACGGCCAACAGUGGAACUAUACUGAUCGACUUGGCCUCGGACGACAAGGAGUUUCAGUCGGUUGAAGAGGAGAUGCAAAGCACAAUCAGAGAGCACAGAGACGGCGGUCACGCCGGUGGAGUUUUCAACAGAUACAACAUUGUAAAGAUCCAGAAGGUGUGUAAUAAGAAGCUGUGGGAGAGAUACACACAUCGCAGGAAGGAGGUGUCCGAGGAGAACCACAAUCACUCCAACGAGCGCAUGCUGUUCCACGGUUCUCCAUUUGUAAACGCCAUCAUCCACAAAGGCUUCGACGAGAGACACGCCUACAUCGGAGGCAUGUUCGGGGCUGGGAUCUACUUUGCCGAGAACUCCUCCAAGAGUAACCAGUAUGUGUAUGGUAUUGGAGGAGGCACUGGGUGUCCUCUUCACAAGGACAGGUCAUGCUACACGUGUCAGAGGCAGCUGCUGUUCUGUCGUGUAACUCUUGGGAAAUCCUUCCUUCAGUUCAGUGCCAUGAAGAUGGCCCACUCUCCACCAGGCCACCACUCGGUGUCAGGCAGGCCCAGCGUCAACGGCCUCGCCCUCGCCGAGUACGUCAUCUACAGAGGAGAGCAGGCUUAUCCUGAAUAUUUGAUCACCUAUCAGAUCAUCAAACCGGAUGGGACUAUGGAUUAAGACGAUGCCUCUUCAGAAAGGACUGUUAUACACACUGCAUGCACAUUGUCAUAAUCUCAUAAUUAAUACACUGUAUAGAACACUGUAUGUUUUGUUCCAUCUUUUCUACUUUCCUUCCUUCGCACUUGAUAUUUAUCAUGUUACACAGUUAACCGUCUACUCAACGUGUGCACUGAUAACUGUGCUUUCCGCAGCAAAAGACCUUAUAGAGUCAGUCGCUAACACUGUAAAUCAAGUUUUCAAGAAGCCUAAUGCAUCACAAACGUGGCUUAUUUAUUUUACACAACUGUAAGACAACUGUAUAUAUUUUGUUUUGUACCAGCAUGUUGAUAUAUUGAUAUUUGUAUUAUAAAGAUUCUAUGCUUGGA
This is a messenger RNA of Ictalurus furcatus (blue catfish), 3941 nucleotides long. Its product is annotated as poly [ADP-ribose] polymerase tankyrase-2-like. The record is from RefSeq and is a predicted model, not a curated record. Gene Ontology annotation, molecular function: NAD+ poly-ADP-ribosyltransferase activity; protein binding. Bases 115 to 3573 code for a protein of 1152 amino acids. The transcript is spliced from 27 exons. Lineage: Eukaryota; Metazoa; Chordata; Actinopteri; Siluriformes; Ictaluridae.